Messenger RNA from Hylaeus volcanicus, 2859 nucleotides. RefSeq names its product acetylcholine receptor subunit alpha-like 1 (gene nAChRalpha1). NCBI's taxonomy places the organism in Eukaryota, Metazoa, Arthropoda, Insecta, Hymenoptera, Colletidae. Gene Ontology annotation, molecular function: transmembrane signaling receptor activity; acetylcholine-gated monoatomic cation-selective channel activity. The transcript is spliced from 7 exons. Gene Ontology annotation, cellular component: synapse; neuron projection; postsynaptic membrane. The record is from RefSeq and is a predicted model, not a curated record. The coding region runs from base 893 to 2740 and encodes 615 amino acids. Gene Ontology annotation, biological process: nervous system process; monoatomic ion transmembrane transport; signal transduction.
GAACGGGUUGCGUGCGAGCUCAAGCAUGACCAGGACGACGAUCUCGACCACGCGAACGACCACGAGCACGGGGACGAGGAUCGCAGCAGUAGCGCCGAGGAAAACGACAUCGACGACCACGAGCCUGCCGAGGAAAGCAGAGAUUAUUGCGUGCAGCCUGUCGAUGAACCUGGCUACGCCGACGGUGGCGGUAGUUGCUUUAAACGAUGGUGUAGCUAUCUAUGGCUCGCAGGGUCUAGGGCCGACGAAGGCCUGGUAGCGCGAUCCUCGCUCCUUUCUUACACGUUAGAAGCAGUGGUGUUGUUGUGCCGUCCGGAUCUCUUCACGGGGCUAUCGUCUCGUAUCUGUCGGUGGUGCUGCGUAUCUGUCUGGUGGGUGUUGGUGUGUUGGUGCGCCGUCUACCGAUCCAUCGUGUUCACGGGUUACCUCCACGACUGCCGGCCGGCCGGUUGCUCGUUCCGAUAGCCGCGUACCCGCAGUGCGGUCGACUGUCGGCUGACUGCGAGGGCCGGGUGUCCUUGCGUGUCUUGGUGUACCGGGUCCGCGCGGUGACUGCUGGCCAACGACCACGACGCCGACCGCAACGGUUACGUGUACGGUUUUGACGCGCGACGUUUACGACGACGAGUGUCUUAGACGCGACGACGGUCACGGCGGCGGCCACUACGACCACGACGACGUCGAGUACGUGGGGGAUAUGUGCGGGCGCGCCACGUCCACGCGAGGAGGACUGGGGACUGCUGCGGGUAAAUCGGCACGGCGCACCAAGUCCUCGUGCUCGCUACACAGGACGCCCGGGAUACGGUAGCUCGUCCUUCACCGUUACUCCUCAUCGACGCCCGCGGGCAAUGUGCCCACCCGCCGGCAGAGCAACGGGUGGACAAGGCGUACGAUGCUUAGGGAUGCUUGGUCGAACGACGGUGGGAAAGGCUGGUGGCGAUGGUGGUCUAGGCUGGGCGGAUUGCUGGCGAUGGCGACGGCCAUUUCCUGUCUUGUUGCCCCGUUUCCGGGCGCCUCGGCCAAUCCGGAAGCGAAGCGUCUCUACGACGACCUGCUGUCGAACUACAACCGCCUCAUCCGCCCUGUUGGCAACAACAGCGAUCGCCUCACUGUCAAAAUGGGACUACGCCUCUCCCAGCUCAUCGACGUUAACCUGAAGAACCAGAUCAUGACGACGAACGUUUGGGUGGAACAAGAGUGGAACGAUUACAAGUUGAAGUGGAACCCUGAUGACUAUGGCGGUGUCGAUACCCUCCACGUGCCGUCGGAGCACAUAUGGUUGCCGGACAUUGUUCUUUACAACAACGCCGACGGUAACUACGAGGUGACCAUUAUGACCAAGGCGAUUUUGCACCAUACCGGGAAGGUCGUGUGGAAACCGCCAGCGAUCUAUAAAUCAUUCUGCGAGAUCGACGUGGAGUACUUUCCCUUUGACGAGCAGACCUGCUUCAUGAAGUUUGGUUCGUGGACUUACGACGGGUACACGGUCGACCUGAGGCACCUGCUCCAGACCGAGGAGUCGAACCGCAUCGACGUCGGCAUCGACCUGACCGACUACUACAUUUCCGUCGAGUGGGACAUCAUAAAAGUGCCUGCCGUGAGGAACGAGGCGUUCUACAUAUGCUGCGAGGAGCCCUACCCGGAUAUCGUGUUCAAUAUCACUCUGCGCCGCAAGACCCUCUUCUAUACGGUGAAUCUGAUCAUACCGUGCGUGGGCAUAUCUUUCCUCUCGGUGUUGGUGUUCUACUUGCCCAGUGACAGCGGCGAGAAGGUCUCGCUGUCGAUCUCGAUACUCCUGUCGUUGACGGUGUUCUUCCUGCUGCUAGCCGAGAUCAUACCGCCCACGUCGUUGACGGUGCCGUUGCUCGGCAAGUACCUACUGUUCACGAUGGUACUGGUCACCCUGUCCGUGGUGGUGACGAUCGCCGUUCUGAACGUGAACUUUCGCUCGCCCGUCACCCAUCGUAUGUCCAACUGGGUGAGGGUGGUGUUCAUACAAGUGUUGCCGCGGUUCCUCUUCAUCGAGAGACCGAACAAGGACGACGACGACGAGGACGAGGACGACGGUAGAAACGGCGGCGUCGGUGUCGUCGGCGUGAACGGCGACGGCGAUCCGAUCGACGACGAAGACGAUGACGACGACGACGACGUCGAGGCGACCAACGGGAAACAGAACGAGGGCAUGCUCACCGAUGUGUUCCAUGUACAAGAGACUGAUAAGUACGACGCGUACUACGGCAAGAGGUUCAGCGGGGAGUACGAGAUACCCGCGCACGGGCUGCCACCCUCGGCGACCAGGUACGACCGUGGAGCCGUGGCCACGGUUGGGCCCGUUGCGCCAUGCUUCGAGGAGCCGCUACCCUCGCUGCCACUGCCCGGGGCUGACGACGACCUCUUCGGACCGGCCAGCCCCGCUUACGUCCACGAGGACGUCAGCCCCACCUUCGAGAAGCCGUUGGUUCGCGAGAUCGAGAAGACCGUCGACGACGCCAGGUUCAUCGCUCAGCACGCCAAGAACAAGGACAAGUUCGAGAGCGUGGAGGAGGACUGGAAAUACGUCGCGAUGGUGCUCGACCGGAUCUUCCUCUGGAUAUUCACAGUAGCCUGCGUGGUCGGCACGGUGUUGAUCAUCCUUCAGGCGCCGAGUCUCUACGACACGACGAAGCCGAUCGACAUCAAGUACAGCAAGAUCGCGAAGAAGAAGAUGAUGCUGAUGAACAUGGGCCCCGAGGAGGACUAGUCGACGAUCCCGCGCGGCCCUGCGCCGCGUUCGCAGCGGCAGCUGCCACCGCGUCGUCGUCGACGUCGUCGUCCGCGUCGUCGUCGUCGGCGUCGUCGGCGUCGUCGUCAUCGUCGUCG